AUGAACCAGUUUGCUGGAAAUCACCGACGAGCUGCUUUCAACCUUGAUGCCAGUUACUCCGACUAUAGCAGCUAUUUCUCUGACUAUAGCACUGCCGACUUCGACUCUGCUAGCACCGACAAUUCUCAGCCAACAUUGGCAUCAGCGACGCCAUCACCGACAGCGGCAUCACCGACAGAGGCACCGGCGACACUGACUGCUUCACCAACAUCGUUAUCGACAUCAAUUACUUCCACGGCAAGUACAAAUACUACUACUAUGACUGGCUCUGCUUCUUCUGGUCUCUCAACUGGAGCAAAGGCCGGAAUCGGAGUGGCAAUUCCAGUAGCUGUCAUAAUUCUCGGGUUUUUUGUUUUCUGGUAUUUGCGUAAAAAGGGGACCAAAGAAAGGAAUUCUGCGUCUUGGACCGAUGACAAUAGUAAUGCCCUUGAACGCAGUGUGAAAAAUACAGUGGGGCCAUUGCCAACUUCGCAGACCCACAUUGCUGAAGCAGAUAGCAACACUAUUCACGAGUCUGGCGGCAAAUCUGUCGUUCUAUCAAAGUCCCCAAAUGCCGAGACGCAAGGUCCUGCUGUUUACGAAUUAAGUGGCAAUUCUGCCAUCAAAUAUCUCCCUCCCGUGAAACAUUCCUCAUUUGCACGAAGCGAAUCAAUGGACAAAGGGGUCCAACCGCUCGCCGGUGGAAGAAUAUCUCAAAAAGCAGACAUAUCAAGCAGUUCUACGACAGCUACUGAAACGAAAGAGAGCAAAAAUUUGCAUAUUCCUUCGGGUGAUUUUAUCAACACAGGUAUAUUUUCUCAAAAGUCGCUUCAAGAGGGCUCUAUGGAAAUUACGCCGCGCUGGCCAACAUCUUUGGAAAACGUUGAUAUGCCGCUAUCGCAGCUUGAGGCCGAAGUCGCGCUUAUUGCGGAGGAAAAGGAGCGUUUGCAGCAAUUGCAGUCCCUAGCAGAAAGAGAGGCAGAGCUGAAAAGACAGAUUUUGGCACGCAAGUCUGCAAUGUAA
Molecule: messenger RNA, 1002 nt
Organism: Penicillium cosmopolitanum
Lineage: Eukaryota; Fungi; Ascomycota; Eurotiomycetes; Eurotiales; Aspergillaceae
Exons: 1
Coding region: 1-1002 (333 amino acids)
Source: RefSeq, a predicted model, not a curated record